AUGAUAUCAAUGUUAACAACAAUAUUAAGUUUAUAUAUUAGUAAAAAUAAUAUAAUAACUUUAUUAAUUGGUAUAGAAAUAUUAUUAUUAACAGUAACAUUAAAAAUAAUAUAUGUAGGAGGUAUAUAUGAUGAUGUACAAAGUACAUUAUAUAGUUUAUAUAUAAUAAUAUUAGCAGGUGCAGAAUCAGCUAUAGGAUUAAGUAUAUUAGUAUCAUAUUAUAGAUUAAGAGGGAAUGUAACUAAUAUAUUAUAA
This is a messenger RNA of Yamadazyma jaroonii, 255 nucleotides long. NCBI's taxonomy places the organism in Eukaryota, Fungi, Ascomycota, Pichiomycetes, Serinales, Debaryomycetaceae. The record is from the annotation of a GenBank genome assembly.